Molecule: messenger RNA, 1492 nt
Organism: Thlaspi arvense
Lineage: Eukaryota; Viridiplantae; Streptophyta; Magnoliopsida; Brassicales; Brassicaceae
Source: the annotation of a GenBank genome assembly
AGCAUAUCGCUAAUCCCAAACCAGAUCUAGAUCUGAUUAACGAAGAGUAGCAACACUGCUUGAUCUUGUAAGAAAUCGAUUCAAAGAUUUUUCUCCACGUCAUGUCUUCUUCAACUUCAAGGGACCGUUUGGUGGAUGCUCUUCGUAUGAAGGGUGGAGAUGGAAAACACAGCUACGCUAAUAAUUCACUUAUUCAGAAAGAUCUUUUAUGCAAAACAAAAUUGAUAGUGGAAGAAAGCAUAAAAGAAAUGCUGUUGAAAAUGGAUUUUCCAGAGUGCAUCAAAGUGGCUGACUUGGGCUGUUCUUCCGGGCAAAACACGUUUGUAGCCAUGUCCCAAAUCGUCAACGCGAUCGUAGAGUCGUACCAACAAAAUGGUCGAAACUCACCGGAGAUCGAUUGUUGCCUAAACGACCUUCCAGAGAACGACUUUAACACAACUUUUACACUGAUCCCUUCUUUCCACGAGAAGCUCAUGGACACAAACGUUAAAGGAACAUGUUUCGUGUCAGGAGUCCCAGGGUCUUUCUACACAAGGCUUUUCCCAAGAAAGUCUCUUCACUUUGUUCAUUCAUCGUAUAGUAUCCAUUGGCUCUCUAAAGUUCCUGAUGGGAUUGAAGAUAACAAAAAGGACAUUUAUCUUAGAGGUCCAUGCCUUCCGAACGUGUACAAGAGUUACUUGAAUCAGUUCCAAAAUGAUUUCUCUUUGUUUCUAAGAAUGCGUUCGGAAGAGAUUGUGACUAAUGGAGGUAUGGUUCUCAUGUUCUUGGGUAGAGAAGCUUCUGAUCCAUUGUCUAAAGACUGUUUUGGGAAUAUGUCGUUGCUAUCUGAUUCCCUCAAUGACCUAGUCUCCGAGGGUUUGGUGAAGGAAUCGGAUGUGGAAUCUUUUAACUUGCCGUUCUAUAAUCCGGACGAAGGAGAGGUGAGAGAGAUUGUUAGGAAUGAAGGAUCAUUCGAGUUUAACAAAUUCGAUAAGUUUGAAUUUCCUUUUCCACCAAAGACGGUGGAAUGUGAAGAAGAAGGGCGUUACGUCGACCAAUCACGUCGACUGGAAAAUGCUAAAAUGUUUGCAAGGAGCACUAGAUCCAUCACAGAAUCAAUGCUUGUUGCUCAUUUUGGAGAUGCUAUUAUUGACCGUUUGUUCAACAAGCUAGCACAUCUUGCUGCUCAGAUCUCGAGCAACCGUUACAAAACGACCGUUCAAUGUGUCGUUUCACUGACUAGGAAAUAAAACAAACUUGUUUCGAUUUUACGUACCUGAGAAUGUUUGUGUGUGUGUGUGUGUUUUUGGAGGGUUUGGUUUUUCUUGGUGAUGGAACAAAUGUGCUUAUGAUCCACGUACUAUUGCGUUGGUGAACAUGCACAAUGAAUGGUUUUAAUUGUGGCGAUGCUAUUCAAUUAAUCAUUGUUACUUUUUUUUUUCCUUUUUCUUUUUCAUGUCAAAUUAUUGUUAUUUAAUAACUUUUCUUUAUAUGUCUUAUAUUUGUUUAUUUU